CUGCUUCCCCACUUCUGAGAAUUUGGAGAAAAAAAUUCUGCCCAAUAGGCCAAUACACUCAUUUCCUUUUCCAUCCCCUGUUCGUCGUCUAUCCUUCUUCCCUCCACAAAAUCAGUGUUCAGUAGUCAAUGAAAACAAUCAUCUUUCUUCUCCCCCCGCAAGAAAGCAGAAGAAAAGCAAGACUAGUAGUAUAGUUUAUUCAUGGCAGCGACUUAUUAGACAUGCUUCUCCUCCCUGGAGUCUUCCCACCAAAUCCAACCACUCCCCUGUUUCUUGCUCCAUUGCUGCGGACUGAACGAUGAAAGUAUGAAGCUUUCAAUUUGAUCAUCUUCCCCAUCCAUGAAAGGCUCCAACUUUCCGCUUUUCCUUGUUGCCCUUCUCCUCCCCUUCUUCGCACUUUCCACUCUCGCCGCCGACACAAUCGCGGUCAACCAAUCCGUCGCCGACAACCAGAGCCAGACCCUCGUCUCCUCCGGCGGCAGCUUCGAGCUUGGCUUCUUCACCCCUAGCUCCAGCAGCAGCAGCUCAUCGUCGUCGAAUCUCCGGUACCUCGGAAUCUGGUACAACUUCUCCAAGCAAUCCGUCGUCUGGGUCGCCAACCGAGAUUCCCCUCUCACCGAUUCCUCCGGCGUCCUCCAGCUCGCCGCCGACGGCUCCCUCCGUCUCCUCAACUCAUCAAACGCGGUCAUUUGGUCUACCAAUAGCACAAAAGCAGCCAACCCAUCUCGAACUCCACUCGCCAAACUUCUCGACUCCGGAAACCUCGUCGUCGGAGAAUCCGACUCCGACGAUUACCUCUGGCAGAGCUUCGAUUACUUGAGCGACACGAUCCUCCCGGGGCUCGAAUUCGGGCACAAUAGAGAAACCGGCCGAGACCGUUACCUAACCUCGUGGAAAUCCGCUGAUGAUCCUUCCCCUGGCGACUGCACGACCCGGCUUGACCCGGACGGGUACCCGCAAAUCUUUAUCCGGAAAGGUGAGAACAUCGUCUUCCGGUCCGGCCCAUGGAAUGGGCUCCGGUUCAGCGGAAUGCCCAAUCUGAAGCCCAACCCAAUCUACACCUACGAGUUCGUCUACAACUCCAAGCAAAUCUACUACCGCUACGACCUAACUGACAAAUCUGUGAUUUCCCGGCUGGUGCUGGACAACCAAGGGAUUCUCCAGCGGUUCACCUGGACCACCAGCACAAGGACAUGGAACCUCUAUCUGACGGCGCAGAUGGACAAUUGCGACCGGUACCGGCUUUGCGGCCCGUACGGGAGCUGCAACAUCAACAAUUCGCCGCCGUGCGGUUGCCUGAUCGGGUUCGAGCCGAGGUCGCGGCAGGAUUGGGAUUCAGGGGACUGGUCCGGCGGGUGCGUGAGGCGGAACGAUUCGGUUUGUGGUGUUGGCGAAGGGUUUCAGAGGAUUGUGAGCGUGAAGCUGCCUGAUACGAGUAAGGCGUCGUUCAAUGCUAGUAUGGAUUUGGGGGAAUGCGAGGCGACUUGCUCGAAGGAUUGCUCUUGUACGGCUUAUUCUACUCUGAACAUUACUGAUGGAAGCGGGUGCUUGCUUUGGUUUGGUGAUCUUGUUGAUGUUCGAGAGUAUACUGAGAAUGGUCAGGAUUUCUUCAUCCGGCUGGCAGCUUCUGAUCUGGUGUCAGUUGGCGGCUCAAAAAGGAAGACCAGGCUAUGGAUCAUAGCUGUGUGUCUACUGGCGGUGGGGAUUGCAGCUCUAGGCUUCUUCUUGAUCUUCCGGUUCAGAAGGAAAAGGCUUCGGAGACCAGCAAGCAUCAUGAUGAUACAAGAAAGAGACCAGACGGUGGAUGAAUCUCGAGAGCACGAACUUGAGUUGCCGCUGUUUGAUUUCUCGACGAUAACCAAGGUGACUGACCUUUUCUCUGAAAGCAGAAAGCUUGGAGAAGGUGGUUUUGGAUCAGUGUACAAGGGUGUGUUUAAAGAUGGACAAGAGGUAGCGGUGAAGAGGCUAUCGAAGGAUUCGACACAAGGACUCGAUGAGUUCAAGAACGAAGUCAUAACCAUUGCCAAACUCCAACACAGAAACCUCGUGAAGCUUUUGGGCUGUUGCAUUGAGAAAGAAGAGAAGGUUUUGGUUUAUGAAUACAUGCCCAACAAAAGCUUGGAUGCCUUCAUUUUUGAUCCAAAGCAGAGGAAACUACUGGAUUGGCCAAUGCGGUUCCACAUCAUAAAUGGGAUUGCUCGGGGUCUGCUGUAUCUACAUCAAGAUUCCAGGCUGAGAAUCAUUCACAGAGACCUUAAAGCGAGCAAUGUACUGUUGGAUUAUGACAUGAAUCCCAAGAUCUCAGAUUUCGGGAUGGCCAGGAUUUUCGGUGGUAAUGAAACCCAAGGCAACACGAAAAGGGUUGUUGGAACAUAUGGAUACAUGUCUCCAGAGUACGCCAUAGAUGGGCUUUUCUCCAUCAAAUCGGACGUUUUUAGCUUCGGAGUCCUGGUACUGGAGAUUAUAAGUGGGAAGAGAAACAGAGGAUUUUAUCACGAGGAUCACAAACACAACCUUCUAGGCCACGCGUGGAGGCUGUACAGAGAAGGGAAGCCUGAAGAAGUGAUGGACGAAACUAUGAACGAUUCGCAGGUGCUAUCAGAAGUUGUGAGGUGCAUCCAUGUGGCUCUGCUGUGUGUUCAACAAGCUCCUGAGGACAGGCCUAAGAUGUCGAAUGUGGUUUUGAUGUUGAGCAGCGAUAUUCUGCUGCCUGAACCAACAGAGCCUGGGUUUUUCACUGAAAGGAAAGUGUUUGAUCAAGAAUCAUCUUCCAGUAAGGUUGAUACAUGUUCUACCAAUGAGAUCACCAUUACAUUGUUGACUGCUCGAUAGAAGGCCUCCCAUUCUUUCGUGUUCAUUGACAUAUAAUCAAAAUCAUUCCAUCAGUGAUUUGUGUUCAUGGUUUGUUCAUUUGUUCUGCUCAGUGUAUAUUCCUUUUGCUGAUCCAUUUCCCAAGUGGAUAAAAGGGAAAAUAACUAAAGAUAUUUAAGAUGAUACGAUCUAAAUAGGAUCUAAUUCGAUCCAAAACUAAAUAAAUAGCAUUUGGGUCA
Messenger RNA from Linum trigynum, 3050 nucleotides. NCBI's taxonomy places the organism in Eukaryota, Viridiplantae, Streptophyta, Magnoliopsida, Malpighiales, Linaceae. The record is from the annotation of a GenBank genome assembly.